Messenger RNA from Canis lupus familiaris (dog), 1604 nucleotides. RefSeq names its product arylacetamide deacetylase (gene AADAC). Bases 169 to 1368 code for a protein of 399 amino acids. Gene Ontology annotation, molecular function: carboxylic ester hydrolase activity. The record is from RefSeq and is a predicted model, not a curated record. Lineage: Eukaryota; Metazoa; Chordata; Mammalia; Carnivora; Canidae. Gene Ontology annotation, cellular component: membrane. The transcript has 5 exons.
AAUCGUAUCUGGCCAGCCAAUGAAGUGAUAGCCUGAGCAGUAAAAUAUGUGUUUGGGAAGUUAGAUAACACCUUACGAUGGUGCCAAACGUGGGUGUAAAUUUCAGGAGCUGAAUAUUUCAAGUAUAUCUAGUGUGUUGCCAAGUCAAGAGAGCAGAAGGGAACCAUCAUGGGAAGAAAGACUAUUUUGCUUCUGAUCAUGGGGGUCUUCUGGGCAUAUUAUAUAUAUAUUCCUCUCCCAGAUAAUAUUGAAGAGUCAUGGAAACUACUGUGCAUGACCACGUAUUGGAAAAUUCUAACAGAUUUGAGUCUGUUUGCUGAACUACUGGGAGUCAACCAUUUCAUGAACAUUUUUAUGUUCUUUAUGAACCUUCAAGAAGUUCCACCCACAUCUGAUGAAAAUGUCACUGUGAUGGAGACAACUUUCAACAAUGUUCCUGUCCGUGUAUACGUACCAAAACGAAAGCCAGAGAGACUAAGAAGGGGUUUAUUUUAUAUUCAUGGUGGUGGUUGGUGUCUGGGGAGUGCUGCUUUUCUUGGUUAUGACUCUCUGUCAAGACGGACAGCUGAUAGACUUGAUGCUGUUGUCAUUUCAACCAACUACAGACUAGCACCUAAAUAUCACUUUCCAAAUCAGUUUGAAGAUGUAUAUAAUGCAUUAAAGGGGUUCAUGCGCCAAGAUGUUCUUGAUAAAUAUGGUGUGGAUCCUGAAAGAAUUGGUAUUUCUGGAGACAGUGCUGGAGGGAAUUUGGCGGCAGCAGUGGCUCAACAGCUCAUAGACGACCCAGAUGUGGAGAUCAACCUCAAGACCCAGUGUUUAAUUUAUCCUGCCCUUCAGACUCUUGAUAUGGAUUUACCAUCAUAUCGGGAAAAUUCACAUUUUCCAAUUCUGCCCAAAUCAUUGAUGGUCAGGUUCUGGAGUGAAUACUUUACCGUGGACAAAUCUCUUGUAAAAGCUAUGUUCUCCAAUCAACAUGUACCAGUGGAAUCAAGCCAUCUGUACAAAUUUAUUAAUUGGAGUUCCUUGCUCCCUGAGAAGUUUAAGAAAGGAUACUUUUAUAAAAGUCCAACUUAUGGUAGUUCUGAGCUGGCUAAAAAAUAUCCGGGGUUUCUAGAUGUGAGAGCAGCCCCCUUGUUGGCUGAUGACAACAAACUGCGAAGUUUACCCUUGACCUAUGUCAUCACCUGUCAAUAUGAUGUCUUAAGAGAUGAUGGAAUUAUGUAUGUCACCCGACUUCAGAAUGCCGGGGUUCAGGUGACCCAUAACCAUAUUGAGGAUGGAUUCCAUGGAGCAUUUUCCUUUUCUGGAUUUAAAAUUGCAGAUAGACUAGAAAAUCAGUAUAUGAACUGGCUAAGUGAAAAUCUAUAGUAAAAAUCUGAGGAAGGGGUUCAUAAAAGUAUGUAAACUUCAAAUAGGAAACAAACUAGUGAGAAUCAAAGGGUUAUGUUUGGGUUGAUGUUUAUCAUCUGUGACCUUUCUAAGUCUUCAUAGCUAUCAUGUGGUUUAGUUUUUUAAAUCAGAGGAUUCUUUAUUUCUUGUCCCAAAUGCUGUUUACUCACUUCUGUACUUUAGAAACUAUCUACUUUCCUGUAUAUUUUUUUCUG